CUUCCUGGCCACGUAGCACAUGGGGCUAUAAUUCGAAACUGCCCCAGCGGCUGCGGCAGGAUUAUAGCCCAAGUUGCCGGGGAACUGGUUCGUCGUCCCACCAGCGGGGCUGAUCGCGUCACUCAAUGACGGCUGAGGGGGCUGCUGCAGCUGAAGCUGUCGCUAGUAAACAUUGAGCCCGAAUUUUUCAUCAGGAGCUCAAUCAGGAGCUUCAGUUCGAGGUUCCUCAUAUUUCACCCCCCCACAGCAAGCCCUGGCUCGGAAAAGGCAAUGCCGGCAGACAACAGUCGAAGCUCUGGAGGCGGCUCCUCGCGGCGGCGGGCGAGGGAGAGUCUGAGAGAACAGCGAGUGCCGUCCUCGUCGGCCCGCUCUCCCUCGCCCCCUCGCUCGACCCGCCAUUCACAGCGCCCUCACCACCAGCAACAGCAGCAGCAACAGCAGCAGUAUCUCCCAGUCCCUCAACGCGGCCCGUCGGUGCACCAGCCUCCCUCGCUUCACGAUAACGACAACUUUGCCGCCACAAGGAGCCUCUUUGAAAUCGACGAUGCCUCAUCUUUCAUGUCCACCGCCCGCACCCACCAUGACCCCGACGUGGUCGUUGACGUCCCCGCCGAGCAGGCCGUCGCCGUCCUCCUGAAGGAGCCCCUGGGCUACGUGAGCCGCGACUGGUUCGAGCUGCUGUGCCUGCCGCGCCACGGCCAGCCGUCGCCGGCCCAGGUGCGCGCCGCCUACGCCCGCCUCUUCCGCCUCCUGGACGCCGAGCUGCAGGAGGACGAGUCUCGCGAGAUGGCGGCCGCCUACCUGACGGUCGCCCAGGCCGCCUGCGAGGCCCUCGUCGACCCGUCGCGCCGCGCCGAGUACCUCGAGGACCUGGCGCUGCGCGCCGGCGAGACCUCGCUGGUGGGCGUCGACGACCACGACGAUCACGUGCCCCCCUCGGCCGUCGAGGCGCAGCGCCUGCUCCGGCUGAGACGCAAGCGGCGGCUACUGGCCUCGAUCGAGUCGUCCACCGAUCUGGCCGUCAGGGCGGACGCGACCUCUGUGACGUUGGCGUCGCUGACGGGCCCUUCGCCUCCAGAUGUCAGGCCUCUGGACUUUUCCCUUGGCCACUCGACCGUCGUCCCACUCCCCGCGCUGGGCCGUCUCCUCGCGGUCGCGCUGGAGUCUCUGACUCUGCUCGAUGACGAGCCGGGCUCGGAACUGCUUCUCGCUGCUCCCAAGCUGACCGUGUCUGCGUGUUCCUAUGGUGUUUUGGGGGACGUCUCCCACAUACCCACCGCGGUCGUGACAGACCGCUACCAGCCCAUGUUCUCCGGGCCCCCUGCGCGGCACCGCAUGGUACAGCUCCUCAUCAACAAAAUCUCUCCUCUGGUGACGGUGGGGCUCAGAAACGAGCUCGUCCGCCUUCCAAAGCGACUAGACAACCCGUACGAUUCCCACUUGCGCGAUAACGACUGGAGCCCGUAUGACCUUUUGACCAUUCCUGAUCCCGAGCCGACCCGGGUCCUAGUCGUGGAGAACGAGCUCGAUCUUCUGCCGGUACCGGCCGUGAUCACGCGGGUGGCCCACACCAUCGAGCUCGACGACGGGAAUGGCGCAGACCCCAUCCACUUCGAGGCCCUCGUCACGGCUCCGGUGCUCUCAUCGGUGUGGAGGCGGCCCAGGGCGGGCGUUGCCGUCCAGCGUCGCCUCGGCUUCGGCACCGCCUUCGUCUGCGCCGACAGCGGCGAGCUUUCCUUCCUGAGCUCGCUUCUGGGCGAUGAUGCUGCUACUUGUGCUGGCGUGCGAACAUUUUCCAAGAAUCGCCUCUGGGGCAGAGGCCUGCCCGAAGCCCUCCUCAUGUCGCCUGCUCUGCGGGCUUACGUGGCGCCGACAGUGGAGAUUGGUUACAGCAGCCAGGCGCCAGGCGAGUUGGGCCUGCUUGGAGCGACCGGCCGGCCGGCUACUGGUCCCAUCGACCGGGGGUUCAAGGGUCUUGACAUUGAGGCGGCCGAUGCGGCUGGUGCCGGUGGCCCUGGCUCGAGCAGGGGUUCCUGGGCGGUGUCUGCGGCAGCCACGCCAGGAUAUGCAACUGGUUACCUACGUUAUGGCCUCGAGCUGGUGUCGGCGCUUCCCCGGGCCGUCACCUCCAUGCUGCCGUUCGACCCGAAGGCCUACCACAUGGAAAUGGAGCUCUGCACACCGCCGGCCGCCACGACCUACCCCCUGAAUCUGGGCUCCAUUUAUGGGGGUUGCGUUGCAUUCCGCGCCCUCCGCCGGGUCGGCGCCCGGUCUAGUUUCGGCUUCGAGGUUGGCCUUAGCCUUUCGAGCUUUCACCUUAACCUGUACUGGUCGCGGCUGGCCCAGCGCUUCAGGCUCCCGGUGCUCCUGCGCACCAACCCCUCGGCCGGCGGGGGCGGAGUUCCCGGCGGGGUGUCGUUCGUGACGCCACGCCUGGCCUUCUGGUCCGUCCUCGUGCCCAUGCUGGGUCUCGCAGCCCUGGACCUGGCCCGGCUCUGCAGCAGGGCCGGGCGGGUGGCGGCGGCGCGCGAGGCCGACAAGAAGCGCGCGGCGCUCUCCAUGACCAGGGACGAGCUGGCCGACCACGUGGCGCGCCGGCGCGCCGAGGCGGACGAACUGACGGCGCUGCUGGCGGUGGGCGCGCAGGCGCGGCAGCAGGCCGAGCGGCAGCGCGGCGGCCUCGUGAUCCUGGCGGCCAAGUACGGCGUCCCGGACGUGGAGUCGGACGACGCCCUGCUCGCGUCGGCGGCGCCUCCGUCCCGCAAGCAGCGGCCCACCCCCUUCGACCCGGACCACGAGGUGGCCGACGUGGUGGUGGCGGUGGCGGCGCUCGUGCAGGGCGGCGACGACGACGACGAGGCGCCCGGCUCGCUCCUGAUCCCCGCCGGCCUGCGCAAGAGUAGGCUGCUCGGCUUCUGGGACCCGGCCCCGCUGCGCACAAAGGUGCUGCAGGUGCGCUACGCGUACCGCGGCCGCGAGGCCUUUGUCGAGGUGCGCGGGAGGGAGGAGCUGCGGCUGCCGGUGCCUUGAAUCUGGCGGGGGGGG
Messenger RNA from Gaeumannomyces tritici R3-111a-1, 3045 nucleotides. RefSeq lists its product as hypothetical. Gene Ontology annotation, biological process: cristae formation. Lineage: Eukaryota; Fungi; Ascomycota; Sordariomycetes; Magnaporthales; Magnaporthaceae. The transcript has a single exon. The record is from RefSeq and is a predicted model, not a curated record. The coding region runs from base 271 to 3030 and encodes 919 amino acids.